Phaeoacremonium minimum UCRPA7 is the source of this 2481-nucleotide messenger RNA. RefSeq names its product putative f-box domain-containing protein. The record is from RefSeq and is a predicted model, not a curated record. Bases 1 to 2481 code for a protein of 826 amino acids. Lineage: Eukaryota; Fungi; Ascomycota; Sordariomycetes; Togniniales; Togniniaceae. The transcript has 2 exons.
AUGUCCGUCUCACCACCGCCACCGAAGCGCCAGAAGAUGGAUUCGCCGACCAGCCAGCCGUCCUCUGCUGAGCCAUCCGCUCUCCUCGACUCGGCCGACACCCCCGUGGGUGGUUCCCAGGCGAUUCAGUCCCAUGCGGAUAGUGGCGAACUGUCGUCUCGGGUGCCAAACGUCAAUGGCCAACCUGCCAUCCAGGGUGUCAGAUGGCCUUCCAAUUGCAUUCCUCACGAGAUCUACAAUCUCAUCGCGGACUACCUGUCUCGCUCCGACAUCCAGAACUUGCGCUUAGUGAACCGCGAGUUCGACCACAAUCUGUCCAGCCGUUACUUUAAUAACGUCGUGGUCACUUUCAGACCCGAAUUCUCCGCCUUGUAUGGCUCGCUCGACUCAGGCCUCGGCGUGAUGAUCGACUCUCAGCAGGGCGCAUUGGCAGGUCAGAUUGAUCACAAUGUGGCAGAGAACUCACCUCGCGCUGGAAGCGAUAGCGCGUCCACACUCUCCCGCAAUGGCUCACCUUCCAAAACCAACGAGCUCCCCACAACACGAAAAUCGGUCAUGUCAGACGGAUUUCGAGUCUUCCAACAAUUCGGUCCAGAGACAAUCAAGAAGUUUGCUCUGGCGCUCGAGCUGAAUGAACUCGAUCUGGCAUAUCCGCCGGUCAAGCUGAGCCAGGAAAUCGUGAAGGCCCCUUGGGGUCUCUACCGCUGGCCCAUCAAAGAAUAUCCCCGAUAUUCAAAGCUAGAGGGCUUGGAGAAGCUGGCCGACGAGACCCAGUACAUGAAGGAGGCAUUUCGUUGGCUGACAUCAGUCAAUGAGAUAGGCAUUUCGUGUGAUGCUGGCCUGGGAUAUCUCAGGGGCCCAGACAAAAACCACCUCUAUCAGCCUCUCUCACUCUCUGUUUUCAAGCCUACCAACUACCAUCAGGACGAGAAUGAUCACCAUUGUAGUGCAGAAGAAGCCGACGGCAGAUCCAUGAGCCUGAUCAUCUUGAAGCAGAUGGCCAUGAAUGCAGGCUAUGAUGAUAACGAGUGGCACUGGGCAGUUCUUCGGCUGUUGGAGGAUGAGGGACGCAAUGUUCGUUGGGUUGAGCAGCGCAAUGCCAAUGGCGAUAAGAUCGCCACCGCAGUGCCCCGAUACCCAGUCGACCAAACUACGACGAAGCAGGAGAUACUCAAUAUCAUCGAAAGUCUGAUCAAUUCUCCAGAGAUUAACAACCCUAGAGAGGUCGUUGAGGAGAACAUGGAUGUGGCAGUCUUUAAUGAUGACCUUCCAGGCGUGCGAGUGCAUGCUAGAACCAUUUAUCGCCGCCUAAGCCAUCCGCCACCUCUUUCCAUCCCGGAGCUCCCUGCGACAAAGUCAAUUGGUCUUGUACCUUCGAACCUCACCCCUGCUCAAGCUGAGAUGCUUCUAGAGCUCGACUGGGCCCACCGUGCACUGAUGCAAUCAUACGUCAUUGCCGUCAUGGACAACAAGGACGCCUUUUUGAACCUGACCACCCUCACCGUUGCCCGUAUUUCGGGCAGUCACAUCGAGUUUCUCUGCAAAGAUGAGUUCUGGGAUGCAUUGACUUCGGUGACCAACUUCUCCAUCGGUGUCAUACCGGAAUGGCGUUCAAUUAAGAAGUCUGACACUGGAAUCGAGCAGAGACAUGAGAACCCACUGGACACGUACGCCCAUGCUUUCAAGCUACUACACGAAUACGUCGGCAAGAGAGAGAAUAUCAAGUCACUGCACUUUGAGUGGAUAUGCGGCGGCGAGUUUGCUAUGGGCAUCAGCCAACGCGAUCGAUAUAUACUCCCCGCGCCUGUCUUGCAAAAUGCUGUCCAGCAGCUGCAGAUGAUGGGUCCUGGCCACAACGUAGGCCAUCUUCCGAUAGCCAUGAACACUUCAAUCAUGCCACCUGUGACCAAUCCCGCAGUCGGCAGUAUCUGCCGCUGGCGCUCCUUCUCCUGGCCGCAUGUGCUGGCCAGCCUGUCGCUCAACCCAGAUGCGGUGAAGGAUUACUACACGACCUGCACCUCCGACGAUCGCGCACACUACCGCGCUAUGAAGGAGCUCGAGCAGUUCUUCGUGCCGCAGGUCCCUCACAAGACGAAUAGACUUCAGUCUGUGAAGUUCAAGUCGUGCGGCUACGCCAUAGUCGACCACCCCGCCGUGAACAACUGGGACAUGAUCCCCAACGAGUACCUCCUCGUCGCGCACCGUAACGAGCUGCCGCGCGAGCUUAAGGAUCUCGACGGCGCCAUGCUCACCUCCAACGAGCCGCUGCUCGCCAAGACGCUCAACUACAUCUCCGACGAGGAGCAGCACGUCCUGCGCUCGCUCCACGGGCUCAACUUUGGCUGGCAGCACAUCUACGACGAGGUGCUGAUCGACAUCGCCAAGGCGGACGGCAAUCCUGAUCCCGGCGCUUGUCGCUUCUACGGCGAGAUCGUCAGGGACAAGACCGCGCCAGAGGCCGAUCUCGUGUCUACUGCUUGA